Molecule: messenger RNA, 1204 nt
Organism: Chelonus insularis
Lineage: Eukaryota; Metazoa; Arthropoda; Insecta; Hymenoptera; Braconidae
Product: protein lifeguard 3-like
Exons: 7
Coding region: 142-1122 (326 amino acids)
Source: RefSeq, a predicted model, not a curated record
AAGAUUUGUCGUUAUGAUUUAGCACUUUGCAAAUAAAAUAGUGCUAUAAAUUUGCGGUUUUUAUUAAAAGAGUAGAUUUUAUCAUCUAUAUCAAGAGUCGUGUGUAUUUAAAAGAAAAAUUUUCAUUUUCUAUUUGCUAUAAUGAAACCACAAACACAACCAUCAAGUGUAUUGCAUGAUUUACCACCUUCUUAUUUGUCUAUUGAUCAACAAAAUGCUGUACCAGAUCAGUCUAAUGUUCAUAUUCCUCUGGCUGCCGGAGGACCCCCAUUGCUUCCACCUUUAGUGAGAGGUCAACAAAUACAAAGUGGUCCUUAUACAAUAACAGUAACCAAUAGCAUGGUAUUAGAUAGAGAACGACAAAAUCAAGAAAUUUAUCGUUUUUGGCUAGCACAACAGAGACGGAAUCUAGGAGGAGCUCCAGAAGAUGAAUAUUUUGCAGAAUUUAAAAAUAAUAAUGUCCGACGACGAUUUAUUCGAAGGGUUUUCUUAGUUCUAUUUGCACAGCUCACAUUCACUGUGCUUUAUGUGGCAUUUUUUAUGUUUUACCCUCCAGCACAAGCGUUCAUUGAUAAAUAUUGGUAUUUGUGGGUCAUUGCAAUGACUCUUUUUAUAUGCUCAUAUUGCAGCAUUUCGAUCACAGAUUGUGGAAGAACUCAAUCAAGAUGGGGUGGAACAUGCCUAGUUCUUUUGACUUUAGCAGAAUCUCAUAUAGCUGCUUAUAUUUCGAUUCGUUUCGAAGUUGAAGUGGUUUUAAUUACCUUAGCAAUGACUGCGACUAUUAUACUGAUCAUUGCCUUUUCAGCAACUAUUUGUAAGUUCGACUUCACUAUGUGGACUGGACUAUUGAGUAUUAUAGGACUAGGAGUUAUGAUAACAUUAAUUAUUUUAGUAAUCGUAUUGAUUUACACCGAGAUCAGCAUCCUCAUGGUCAUCUUCGGAGCUUUAGGAGCUUUAAUUUUUUCUCUGUAUCUAUAUUUUGACAUUCAAACAAUUAUGGGUGGUCGAAAAAUUCAGUUAUCUCCAGAUGAAAUUAUUUUUGCAACAACUCAGCUUUAUGUCGAUAUUAUUGGACUUUAUAGAUAUCUACUCAUUGUUAUUGGAGGUUCUACAAGAACUUAAACUCUCAGUAAUGCUUAUGUUAUACAAUUCAUUGAUAAGCCCAUCUUAUCAUUGAUGGAUAUAAUAUGAUGAAAUAAGAAAA